AUGGCUUCAAAUAAGGCUAUUAUCUUUGUCACCGGCGCGAGUAGUGGAAUUGGCUACGAGACUGUGCUCGAGUUGUCGAAGGAGUCCACCGACUUCCAUAUUCUUCUUGGUGCUCGAACUAUCGAAAAGGGUGACAAGGCUUUAGGGGAUAUUAACUCCGCCGCGGGCAGUUUACUCAAGGCCUCUAUCUCAGUACUUCCUAUUGAGAUUACCGAUCAAGAAUCCGUUGAUGCUGCCAAGGGCUCCAUCGAAGCACGAUACGGGAAGCUCGAUAUUUUGAUCAACAAUGCGGGUAUUGUCGUCUACCAAGAUGUUGAUAGGGUUACGGCAUUCCGACAAUCCUUUGAAACCAACGUCAUCGGUUCAAUGAGGGUUACUGAAACAUUGGAACCGUUGCUAAAGAAAUCGAGCAAGCCCUUGGUCAUAUAUGUUUCCUCUGAGCAAGGCUCCAUCUCAUUGCGGCUUAAUCCAGACCACCAAUUCCAUCGAAUUCAAGGCGAUGCUUAUCGUACUAGCAAGGCAGCCCUGAACAUGGUGGCGGCAUGCCAGCGUUAUAACUAUGCAGAUGCCGGCAUCAAAGUGGUAGCUUUUAACCCAGGCUGGUGUCUAUCGAACUUGACAGGUGAGCAGGGCCGCGAGUGGCGGAUUAAGGGAGGGGCUAGGGACCCAAAGGAGCCAGCUGUGGCGCUGGUUGAGAUUGUUAACGGGAAGAGGGACAUCGAUAUUGAAAACAAUGGCUUGGUACAUGUUGAUGGGGGAGUCCUACCGUGGUAG
Molecule: messenger RNA, 774 nt
Organism: Fusarium redolens
Lineage: Eukaryota; Fungi; Ascomycota; Sordariomycetes; Hypocreales; Nectriaceae
Product: putative short chain dehydrogenase/reductase
Exons: 2
Coding region: 1-774 (257 amino acids)
Source: RefSeq, a predicted model, not a curated record